AUGGUUGGGCCGCUGAACCAGAGAGAAAAGCCGCUCGCCCGGGUCUGUCCUCCAUCCGAGGACAUACCCAAACCCGUCAAGGUGGCUUCAAGUCAGGUAGUCUUGGCAUCGUCUGGUGCCUUCCAGAACCUCACGCAGCUGCUGCCCCCGUCGCUGGCGACCUACGUCAACGCCACCAUCGACCAGAUAUCCGGAGCCUUUGCCGGAUCCCACGAAUACCUAGCCGCCCAGGGCCUGUCCCCCACUGUCGUCUACUCAACCCUCGCCUGCGCCGCACUCGCAGUCCCCAUCGGCAUGUCUCGUUACGUUGGCGGCUGGGCCGGCCGCGACGGCCUCUCGCCUUAUCAAGACAGCAACGGAGUCCACGUGACGGACGAAGACUUUAGCUACAUCACAUCCGAGGACCUCGAACAGACGUUGGAGCCGCCCAGCCGGGCCUACGACCCCAGGAGACAACCGCCAGUCAGCGCAAAACCCGAGGAUGACGUGCUCCUGAUCAAGAACAAGGGUAUCACGUACCCGGUGCAUUUCCCGGCCUACUCGAUAGGGGACGGCAAACUCUACGUCCGGGAUGUGCGGGAUCGCGUUGGGAUAGUCAUGGAGAUCAGCACAAGUCGGAGGCGGCGCAUCAAGAUGCUAUACAAGGGCCGGCAGCUGAAGGACCAAGACCUGCCGAUCCGCGAGUACAACGUCAAGAACAACAGCGAGAUACUCGUCGUGCUGCCGGACGGAGCAAGCUCCGAAGACGACUCGGAGAGCAGCGAGGAGGUGAUUGUGCCGGACCCGCGGGGUGAGCAGCCAAGCAAGAGCAAGAACAAGAAGAAGCGCAAGUCGAAGAAGAACCGAAGCCCUCGCGACAGCGCGGCGACUCUCGACGUCCCGGGAGCCGACGGCAAGGGCUCGUCCAACGAGGACUCGAGACACCCGAGCAGGAUACCGUCGCCGGCCGUGCCCAACGGCCCGCUGGAGAAGCUCGACACGAUCAAGUCGCAUUUCAACACCAAGCUCCUGCCGCUGUGCGUCGAGUUCAGCGCCAACCCGCCCAAGGACAAGAAGAAGUGCGAGGACGAGCACCGCAAGCUGAGCGAGACGGUCAUGCAGCAGGUGCUGUUGAAGCUGGACGAGGUCGACACGGGCGGCGACCCGGAGAUCCGGGCCAAGCGAAAGCAGCUGGUGAACAUGGUUCACGACGUGUUGAAGGGCAUCGACUCGCACCUUCCAGAGGGCUCAACGAGGCCGUCGUACUAA
This is a messenger RNA of Neoarthrinium moseri, 1248 nucleotides long. RefSeq lists its product as uncharacterized. Bases 1 to 1248 code for a protein of 415 amino acids. Gene Ontology annotation, molecular function: protein-folding chaperone binding. The record is from RefSeq and is a predicted model, not a curated record. NCBI's taxonomy places the organism in Eukaryota, Fungi, Ascomycota, Sordariomycetes, Amphisphaeriales, Apiosporaceae. The transcript has 2 exons.